GAUAUGGUCACUGAUGGAGGAGGAUGGACGUUGUUUCAGAAGCGUAUGGACGGUUCUGUUGAUUUCUACCGUAAUUGGACUUCAUACAAAGACGGCUUUGGAGAUUUGAACGGGGAGCAUUGGUUAGGUAACGACAAGAUCCACCUCCUGACUGAACAAGCCAGCUAUGAGCUGCGUGUGGAUAUGGAGGACGCGGACGGUGUUUGGGCGUACGCACACUACGACCAUUUUGCUCUCUCCUCAGAGGCGGCCAACUAUCAGUUGACUGUUGGGACAUAUUCUGGAACCGCAGGGGAUUCAUUUUCAAGGCACAAUGGUCAAGUUUUUACUACAAAAGACCAAGGUCCAAAUAACGGACAGUGCGCAAAAACAUACAAGGGAGCGUGGUGGUAUCAAAAUUGUCACUCAUCGAACUUGAACGGCCUGUAUCACCAUGGUAACCACACGUCAUACGCUGACGGGGUCAACUGGUAUACGUUCAGGGGCUAUCAUCACUCUUUGAAAACAACCGUGAUGAAAAUCCGCCCUAUUAACUUUUAG
Messenger RNA from Lingula anatina, 540 nucleotides. RefSeq lists its product as uncharacterized. The record is from RefSeq and is a predicted model, not a curated record. Gene Ontology annotation, molecular function: protein binding. Lineage: Eukaryota; Metazoa; Brachiopoda; Lingulata; Lingulida; Lingulidae.